AGUGAUGGCUUGUAUGCAUCUUAACCUUGUCGUAGUAUAACUGAUAAAAAUCCAUCGAAAAUGAACGUAUUUUCGGCUUUAAAGCUUUACAUCACCAAAAUGACCGAAGAGAGCGGUCCUGGUAUGAAAGUGCUUCUAAUGGAUAAGCAAACGACAAGCAUUGUUAGUAAUGUUUACAGCAAAUCAGAAAUUUUGCAAAAAGAAGUUUACUUAUUCGAACGCAUAGACAGUGGAGCGCAGCCCGAGGGUCUUCGUCACUUGAAAUGCAUUGUAUUUUUGAGGCCAACUGCAGAGAAUAUUUCCCUACUCUGUAGAGAGCUGAGGUACCCAAAAUAUGGGGUGUAUUACAUAUAUUUCAGUAACAUAAUAGCAAAGGCUGAUAUAAAAACAUUGGCCGAAAGUGAUGAACAAGAAGUGGUGAGAGAAGUUCACGAAUUCUAUGCCGAUUACCUCGCAUUGAAUCCCCAUCUAUUCUCCUUUGGGAUAAAUGUUUGCACACAAGAUCUAAGGUGGAUACCAACACAUUUGCAGCGUACAGCUCAAGGAAUAAUUUCAGUUCUACUAUCCCUCAGAAAAUGCCCAUUCAUUAGAUACCAGGGUGGUUCAGAAAUGUCUAAAAUACUUGCUGAAAAAAUCAGAGAAACAUUCAGCAAGGAAUCAAACCUUUUUGACUUUAGACAAGAACUUAAUCCCAUGUUACUAAUUCUCGAUAGACGUGAUGACCCUGUUACCCCAUUACUUAACCAAUGGACAUACCAGGCUAUGGUUCAUGAACUUUUGACCAUUAAUAAUAACAGAGUAGACUUAUCUCACGUUACUGGCAUUUCCAAGGAACUGGCAGAGGUAGUUCUCAGUGCCGAGCAUGAUGAAUUUUAUGCCCAAAACUUGUACCUAAACUUUGGUGAAAUUGGACAAACGAUAAAGACACUGAUGGAUGAUUUUCAAAAGAAAUCAAAGAAGAACCAAAAGUUGGAAAGUAUAGCUGAUAUAAAAAAUUUUGUGGAAAUGUAUCCGCAAUUCAAAAAGAUAUCUGGUACAGUGUCAAAGCAUGUUACUGUUGUUGGUGAACUUUCAUCUCUUGUCGGAAAGCAUAAUCUACUUGAAGUGUCUGAAUUGGAACAGGAACUCAGCUGUCAGAGCGAACACUCUACACAGCUACAGAAAAUCAAGAAACUGAUAAAUGAUUCUAGAGUGCGUGACGUUGAUGCUACACGUUUAGUUAUGUUGUAUGCGCUUCAUUAUGAAAAGCAUAGUAACAAUGAUAUCACUGGGUUGUUAGAUAUGUUGAAGAAAAAAGGUGUUCCAGCAACAUACACAAAGCUUGUAUACAGUGUAUUAGAAUACAGCGGAGUUCAUGCCAGGCAAAGUAAUCUGUUCAACCACGAAGGUGUUUCUAAAAUAACAAAGAAAUUAUUCAUGGGGCUGAGCGGUGUAGAUAACAUAUAUACGCAACAUAAACCAUUGCUAGUUGAAACAUUAGAUGAUCUGUUGAAAGGAAGGUUGAGCACUCAAACAUUCCCCUAUUUAGGAAAUAUGGUCAUGUCAAAAAGACCUCAAGAAAUUAUUGUUUUCAUAGUGGGUGGUGCGACUUAUGAAGAAAGUCUGGCUGUGAAUAAUUUGAAUAAACAAAAUCCAGGAACAAAAAUAAUUUUAGGCGGUACGACAAUUCACAAUUUCCAAACGUUCGCAGAAGAAGUUCAAAGCGCUACCAAUAGUAUAACAAGAAGAUAUCGAAGUAGAAAUAAUUAAUCAAUAAAGCUUCUACAAUACCCUAACUAAAUAUUUAUUUGCAAUACUUUUUGCUGAUGUUACACUUAUGUUGUGUAAAAUGUAUCUUAAGCUUCAAGUAUACAAUAGUUGCCACUGGAUAAUGUUUAUAUCUGUUCCGAAUUUGCAUUAGUCAGUGAUAUGUGAGCCGUUCUUUUCUUAUUUUCUUUCAUAGUCUUUGGUACAUUUAUAAUACGUUGUAUCGUGAUAGUAACUGUGUUUCUUUUAUCAAAAUUUAUCUCAGUAAGUUCAUAGCAUAGCUGCCAAUACUGAUUGUGAGUCUAAACUGAAUAACGCAAAAAAUUUCAGAUCAAAGAAACAGCUAGCGAUUUAAAAAGUUGUUGCGGUGGAGAGUAUUGAAUGACUUGUGUAUUCUCACAUCGUAUAAUCCAUUUUCGUGACUUAAAUCACUGAUUACUGAAUUUGGAAGUAAACAUUAUUCGAAAAUAAAGGCAAUUUAUUAACAUCUUACAGAUUUUAUUGUGUUUUCACUUCUGAAGGUUAGAAUUCAUUUUAACAAAAUACUACUCGUCUCUAUCGUGAUCUUCAACCAUGUAGUCCGGUGGCCCUUCCAACAUCCGGUCAUCAUUUCUUGUUACCUUCAACAGAUACAUAAUGUUUUUCAUUAGUUGUUAUUUCGCAUAAUACUGGAGCAAGUGUGGUGUUAAUUUGUUCAAUAAUUCAAUUAGUCUUGGAAAAGAUUUGUGUGAGAAUGUUCAGUUCGUUGAUAUGGCAUGUCUAAAUUACGUACCAAAAGACCAGCUUUCUUUGUUUGAUACGAAUCUGUCAAGUGACCAUAACAUUUUCAUAUUUGGACGAGAACUUUUCGAUGGACCUACCGAUCUCACCCAAAAUUUCAUUCUAUUCGGAAUCUGUAAGGGACCUCCAGGGUUUUAACAUUAUGACACUGAUUAUAAAGUGACCUUUAUCAAUUUCAAUCUAUGCUCACAAAUCCUUUUUUCAAGCCCUGGCGACCCUUAGCGAUUUGCUGUUGUGGAAAUUUUGUUGUGAUGUGUGGGAGAUAAUUAUGAUAAGGAAUCAGUCAAUCUUUUUUACAAUUUUGUCACAUACGUAUACGUAAACAAAAAUUAGAUCUUACGCUUCCAGACAUAUCCAUGCAGUUAGCGAAGAUGAACGAUCCUUGUGGUAAAUUUGUAAUUGGAAUUUACACAAGUUAUAAUGGGGAAAUUAGAAUUAGUUAACUAUGUGGGACAAAGGAUUUGUGACAACGUUAGAAAAACCAUUAUUUUGGACUUGUCUGAAGCCUAACUUCAUAAUAUCACUCACGUAAUUUUGUUUUUGUAUGAAUCUUGGACUAGUACCUAUAAAUAAUUUAUAUGUAUAUCUUGGAGCUGUAUUAAGAGUGCUUACAUGAAACUCAUCCUUAUUUACAUACCUCAACAAUGCCGGUAGAUAACGCAUAACCGACCAUGGCUACAGUAGCAAAAAUGCCAGCAAGGAAUUGGUUUCUUUUCUUGUGGGGAAAUUCGUUCUCUGAAUCUCUUCGUAGUUUUCUAACGUUUUCUUCAGUUUUUUUUCUUUCAUAUUCCUGACAUAUGUCCGGAAAGUAUUUCUGAGAUAUACGAGUUACAAACUUGACUAAAUUUAUACAGGCUUUAAGGUGAUUUUGCAAUGCAGGAUUUGGCAGUGGAGCUUUUAACAAAGGUGCAAGAUAUGAGUAGAUUAUUGCAUCCAGAGACGUAGGGUGAGGGCCAAAGAAAUACUCUCUUUCUCCCAGCCUGGUCGAUAACAAUGUCAAGCACUUCUGUGCUUCAGAAUAUACCUGCAAUUUUAAUUGAUGAACACUGGAGAUGGGUAAAUAAAUACAUACUGGCAUUUCUAAAAU
Molecule: messenger RNA, 3613 nt
Organism: Diprion similis
Lineage: Eukaryota; Metazoa; Arthropoda; Insecta; Hymenoptera; Diprionidae
Gene: Vps45
Product: vacuolar protein sorting-associated protein 45
Exons: 8
Coding region: 61-1749 (562 amino acids)
Biological process (GO): intracellular protein transport; vesicle-mediated transport
Cellular component (GO): Golgi membrane
Source: RefSeq, a predicted model, not a curated record